Molecule: messenger RNA, 534 nt
Organism: Gongylonema pulchrum
Lineage: Eukaryota; Metazoa; Nematoda; Chromadorea; Rhabditida; Gongylonematidae
Source: the annotation of a GenBank genome assembly
CCUAUCUGAUUAUGCUGUAGCUGUGGAGGGUGUCUCUUGCACGUCAACAAUAAUCACUGAUCUCAAACCCAUGCCCUAUUCAUUUCGUGUGUAUGCAUUCAACGAAUAUUUCAAAGGGAAAAUGUCGCAGGAAGUGGGCGUUGAUUUGAAGCUGUCUGCUUUGAAUACCGAGCCUUUAUCCAUCCAAAGUUUCGACGCUGAGGUAAAAUACAUAGAUGAGAACGAAUUCAAUGUUGGCUACGCGCUGGGUGACACAAUACAUCGGGGACAGUUUGCUGACGUGAAGCAGAUUACCCGAAAUGCCACCCGGAAACGAUAUGUAGCGAAGUGCUUUUCGAUGCAGCUUUUAAGAAAGCAGCAACGGUGGGAUGAUGUAGAGCGCGAAAUCCGCAUCCUUCGUACUCUGCAGCACCGCAAUAUUGUUGCUUACCAUGCAGCUGUUAAAACGGCUGAUCAGAGAAUACUAAUUAUGCAGAGGUCAGCAUUACGUGUUGUUACGAUAAGAUUAGUAUUAUUUACUGACCAAGACUAACU